UUAUUUAUUUUCCUCGACGCGGUUUGAAGGGCCAUUUCGCCACCCACACGCUCUCGCUUUCUCUGACUGACACACCAAUCUACUCUCCUUUCCCUCUUUGCUUUUCGCCUCAACGGAAAUUUCUCCAACGAUUCUCUUCUUCUUCACUUCUGGCUUACACUCUUCUUCUUCUUCUUCAUCACGGCUGGACUCGGCCACAGCUUCAGCUUCUUCUUUUUCAGACCGACCCAGAGAGCUUUGAGGCAAAAAAUGACGACUAUGAUUGAGUUUCAGGGCAAGGAGAGCUCCAAUUUGGAUGAAGGGUAGAAGGGAGCAGAUGGGUUUCUUUUUUUUAGCUUCUUUUUCUUUUUGGGUCGAUCGAAAUUGAUUUGUGGGAUUGUGUGUAUAUAAAUAUAUUUAUAUAUUUCAUUAUCUGUGUAUAUCUUUUAUUCCUUUCUUGCGGUUGCGCCGCAUGUGGGUCUUUUUAGUUCAUUGCAAUCUUCGCCAAUUCCAUCGCAUCUUCUUGUGUCUGUAUGUCUUGUGGCCUCCUAUGUUGUCGCAGAAAAGAAACCCAGAUGAUGGAGAUGGUUCGGCGGAUGGUGAUAAUCCCGAUGAUAAGCGUAGAAAGUUUUGUUUUAUGAGUGUGGUUCGUGAUGCCAUAUCAUUGCAAUCAAUGCAACAGCUAUUGGAGCCAGUCAUUCGUAAAGUGGUGAGGGAGGAGGUUGAAUUGGCACUAGGAAAGUACAUUACCAAUGUGCAAAGGAAUGAUGAGAAUGACGCAAAAGAAAUCUAUUCUUCUGGGCCAAGAUGCUUUCAAUUGAAGUUCGUAACUGAUAUUUCUCUCCCGGUAUUUACUGGAUCACGCAUUGAAGGAAGAGAUAGUUCCAAUUUGAUGGUGGCUUUGGUUGACACCUUAACUGGGGAAGUUGUUGGCGCUGGGCCUCAAUCCUCUGCCAAGGUGGAAAUUGUAGUGCUUGAGGGUGAUUUUGAGGGUGGAGGUGAUAAUUACACCGUAGAGGAGUUUAGGAAUAACAUUGUAAGAGAGAGGGAAGGAAAGAAACCACUUCUAACAGGAGAGACACUUGUGAGUCUGAAAGAUGGGAUUGGUUUGGUAGGUGAGAUUUCUUUCACCGACAAUUCAAGCUGGACUAGAAGCCGUCGGUUCAGGCUCGGUGCAAGAAUUACAGACGACAAUGAUGGAACGAGAAUACUUGAAGCAAAGACUGCAUCAUUUGUUGUCAGAGAUCACCGUGGAGAAUUGUACAAGAAGCACCACCCUCCAACUCUGCAGGAUGAAGUAUGGAGAUUGCAGAAAAUUAGCAAGGAUGGAGCCUAUCAUAAGCGCCUGAGCCAAGCAAAAAUUGAGACGGUGCAAGAUUUCCUAACUCAUCUUUAUGUACAACCUUCAAGGCUUCGCAAUAUUCUUGGCCCUGGUAUGUCUACCAAAAUGUGGGAAGCUACAAUUGAGCAUGCACAGACAUGUGUGCUCGAUAAGAAGAUUUAUGUGUACAAACCUCAUGAUUUGGAACAGAAAAGCGGAGUGGUCUUUAAUGUUGUAGGACGAGUGAUGGGGCUACUUUCAGAUUACCAGUACGUUCCCAUAGAUAAGCUAUCUGAAAGUGAAAAGGCUGAUGCUCACAACUUGGUUAUCUCUGCAUACAAACACUGGGAAGAAGUGGACUCCAUUGAUGAUGAAACUACUCUUGUAGGUGGCUCUUCUCACCCACUUAGUUUUGUUUACACCCCGAGCUCACCCAUGGAGGACCAUUCUUAUGGUAGCAAGUACUUGUCUUCUCCAAAAUUUAGUGGCUUUGAUUUCCCACCAUCAAAUGCCUAUUCUUCAGACAUAAUUUCAUCGAUGGGUUCUACUGGGAAUCCUUGCGGCUUGGACGAUCAUGCUUUGCAGGGUUUCGGUUCUAUGGUUGUAAGAUAUGAUCCGAUGCCAAGUUCCCCAAAUUUUGCCAACUCUUCUCUGAUCUGCGAUUCCGAGCCACUACACUCAUCUUUCUUUGACGUGGAUCAUACGCAAGUUCUAGAGUCCGAUGUGCAAUGUAGCUCGAUUUUAGAAUCACGAGUGACAACAACUACUCUUCAAGGUGGCUCCUCAUCGUGUGUUGCUCAAAUGAGAUGGGCUAAGGUAUAUGGUGCGCUAAAAUGGUUCUUUUUGUUGAGAUUGGUAAUCAGGAGGAGAAACAAACAUGGGUUCAAGAGAUACAAAGGUGUACAGGGUCGUGGAAAGGAAAAAUUGGACUAUGGUUGAAACGUAAAAAUAGCGUCAGGCUUAAAGUGUGUGCGUUUAUAAAGAGAUGCGAGAGAGGGGUGUUCUUGUGUGAUAUGGAAGGUCCUGUGGUUAUGCUAUGUCUCUGAGCCAGAAGAUUUUUCUCUCUGAUUCAAGUGUUUGUACAUUGGUGUAGCAAUUUUCGACACUAUCAGAAAGUAGCUGGUCUCAGUUGAUGUUUGAUCAGAAUGCCCAUAAUACUUAUGUUUUGGUUCUUUACACGCCACUGUUUAUACAUUUCUGUACAAAACAAGCUCUCUUUCUGCCUCUUUUUAACAUUGGGAAUGGGAGGUUUUUAUUAAUAGUGCAUAUAAUUUUCUUCUUAAGAA
Messenger RNA from Cucumis melo (muskmelon), 2586 nucleotides. RefSeq names its product calmodulin-binding protein 60 A. Gene Ontology annotation, molecular function: DNA-binding transcription factor activity; sequence-specific DNA binding; calmodulin binding. Gene Ontology annotation, biological process: regulation of salicylic acid biosynthetic process. The transcript has 7 exons. Lineage: Eukaryota; Viridiplantae; Streptophyta; Magnoliopsida; Cucurbitales; Cucurbitaceae. Gene Ontology annotation, cellular component: nucleus. The coding region runs from base 452 to 2239 and encodes 595 amino acids. The record is from RefSeq and is a predicted model, not a curated record.